This is a messenger RNA of Symbiodinium pilosum, 2544 nucleotides long. The record is from the annotation of a GenBank genome assembly. NCBI's taxonomy places the organism in Eukaryota, Dinophyceae, Suessiales, Symbiodiniaceae.
AUGACGGUUGGCAGCCCUGGCACUGGUCGGGUUGCAACGGCCCUGGGCCUUGCGGACAAGAAGCGGGCAAAUUUCAGGAUGGAGGCGCCUUGCCGCAAGAACAGCAGCAAAAGCUGGACCAUCAAAAGCGCCAGAAACAAAUUCGGGAAGCAAUCAUUGCAGAUGUGCGCAGUGGAUUGCAGAUGCUGCUUGCUGACCAAUCGCUGGAUGGCAGCCUCAACCCAGCACCUUGGUCAGCAUAAGGAGCUGGUCAUCAUGAUCUUGGAGAGUGCUGCGGGACAGGGAGCCAUUGAACUUGUGGAAGUUGCGGAAGCAUUAUUCACGACCCAAUCGCGCGCACAGGUGGCUCUUGACAUCGCAUCCUACGCAGGCAUGCUGCAGCGGCUGGUCCUUGAUCCAUCUUGGUAUAGGCCAGCCGCAAUUCGACUUCUGCUGAAUGUCUCUCUGGACAAGGACAGCGAACCCGUGCCUUUGGCUCCUGGUCUUCUCACGGAUGCUGAGACUGUGAUCUGUGAGCGGAAUGCGACGGAAGAGGCUGGGCAAGAUGAAGAUGGUGAGGCAGAGGAUGCAGAUCAAGUCGGGAAGGAAUGGCGCACACGGGAUUUCGAUCAUGUGAAUCAGCAUCAGUGCCCUACAUACGAGCGACGCGUCAUCACAGCGACGGGCGAAGUUCGGUUGUUAUGCUUCUACUGGCAGUACAGCGGGUGGGCAGGUCCGGAUCCCGUUCAGCAGGAUGCGGACCAUGAUCAGAUUGGAUCAUCGGCCAAGAAGAAGCGGCGCCGUGCUGAACCUGUUGCAACUGGCUGGUGGUUGGGCAGCCAUAUGGGUGCAAAGAAUGGCCUGGCAGGUAUGUGCAAGGAAGGCUCCAACUCAGAGCUUCCGCCAGGAACAGGUUGGCAUCUCAAGAAUCUGACACAACCAGGACAAAAGACAUUUCAGUCUGAUCCAGCUGGAUUUGUUGACCAGGAACGGCUUCAGAUCGAGGCCCUGCAGCGCCUCGACUUGACCAAGUUGCAGGGACACGUUGUCUCACCGAAAGGUCCAACAUGUGCAGGUUAUUUUGGCCACUUCUGUACUCUCCUGCAUUUAGAGUAUCUUCAAGAGGUGGCUACUUUGAGACGACGUGCCUCCAGGCGCUCUGGAGAAGAGUUGGAACGAGGCGGCUGGGCUUUGCUUGGCCUGCGUGUUCGCGAUGUCGCGGAGCGGCCAGCAAAAGGCAAAGGUGGUAAAGGCGCAGGCAAGGCACAAACAUCGUCUUUCCAGAUGACACUAUGGCUCCCACCCAAGACUGACGUUGACAAGUUGCGAUUUCGUAAAGGUGAUAGUAUUAUUUUGUCUGCCACACACCCGCUACAAGACAGAUUUGCAGAAGGUCAACUCCAGGAUUUAACAGACAAGUGGGCUUCACUGUCAUUUGAUGGCGUGCGGCCGCCGCAAGACUGCAAGCAGCGGCGGUGGAGACUUGACAAAGGCAGUAACAGGCUCAGCUAUGUGAGGCAGCUUGAUUCGCUGGUGUCAUUGUGCACUGGUUACGUUGACAACGCUGUUAUUGGCGAGGAUUGUUGCAAGAUCUUCCAGAUAAUUACCAACGGGAAGGUUGGACAAUGUGAUUUUUGGGCUUCGCAGGUGUGGAGUGAGCGGGAGAACGAGCAGCAAGUUGAAAUGACAAUUCCAGAGACCUUGGAGCAGCGAACAGCAUCGACAGAUGUCAAGCGGGAAGCUGGCGAAGCAGCAGCUUCAGAUAUGUCAGCUUCAGAGCUUGGUUUGAAGCCUGGUGACAUUGUGACAUUGCAAGGCCUGAAAUCUGAGGAACUGAAUAAUCAACAGGGUGAAGUUGUUCUGGUGGAUGGAGGCAUUAUUCAUGUGAAUGAGCAGACAAAUCAAGUCGAGGAAGAGCGAAUUAAUGUCAAAGUGAAUGGCUCCAUCAAGGCAAUACGUAUAUCAAAUCUGAAACGGCUAGAGGACAGACCCAUGGAACCUGCCACAAAGCCUACAGCAGCAGUUGCUGUACUGGCUGCGGAGCAGUCGACGCAUCAUUCGGAAAUGAUGGCACAGUGCUUGGAGGGCUUGUCAUCCUGCACUGACUCGCAGCAUCAAGCUGUGGCUGCCGCUUUGCAGAGACGCUUCACGAUUGUUCAAGGUCCACCAGGAACAGGCCAGUCUGAGCCAAGCAAGACAGCUACAGCGGUUCAGAUUCUACGAAGCUGGUCGCGUUUGGGAUUGAAGCCGCUGUUGGCCGUGGCUGACGGAAACAUUGCCGUUGACAACAUUGCUGCUGGGCUGGCCAAGCAGGGGGUUGACGUCAAAACUGUUCGAGUUGGUCGCCCAGAGAAGAUCCGCCCCGAGUUGGAAGAAAUAACGCUGGACAACAAGAUGCGUCUCAUGAAGCAGCAGCGGCAGGAACAUCGGCAAGCUGAAGAGCGAGCGACUGCAUUGGCUGCCUUGGAGCACAUGACAGUGCAGGAUCUCAAGAUCAAGGCAUCCGAUUUGAAUGCGCGUUCUUGCCUUGGGGUCUGGAAGCAAUUUUCCCAAGUUGCGUGCUGA